AUGCAGUCCUCCGCGGAGGCUAGAGGUCAAUCCGCAGAGAGGCCUCCGCGGAAUGACCUCUACCCUCCGCGGAAUGACCUUAAAAAUUGGUUUUUGCAAAAUAAUUUUUUUUCUGCUUUUAAAAACAAGUUAUAUGGCAAACAACACAUCAAGAUUGUUAAAGAAGAAGAAGACAAGCACACAGACAUUAGUAAAAAGCGUCUACUAGGCGUUGUGGCUGACUUAAGUUCUAAAGUAGACCGUGUAUUACAGAAAAAAGAUGAACCAGACACAAAUGUUGAACCAGACAGAGGGUUUCGAGAGGAGGAAGAGGUGGAGGAGGAGGAAGAGAUGAUAAAUGAAGAGGAGGAAGAAAAAUAUUACCAUCAUACACAUUUUAACUAUGAUGAUAUAGGUAUUCAUGGUUUGGAGGGGGAAUUUGGGUCUACACCUACGCAUGUUGAGCCGUCAUCGGACGUGGGUGAACAUCACACAAAAGAAAUGACUCCUAUUGUUAGGCCGCAACGAAAGAGGGGUGUUCCAUGGUAUCAGCGGACUCCGUUCACAGUGGUUCUAUUCCCCAUAAAGGUUCCUCAUGCCCAUUGGUUUUUGGCAGUGCUACAUUUAGAUAUUUGGAAAGUACACAUUUAUGAUUCAGCACGAUGUAUGAAUUACUUCACAACGUACUUGACUGGUGGAGAAUUCAAAAAUUUUGGGGAUAGUAUAAUCGAAGAGCUAGAUGCGAUUGACUACUGGAAGGAUUUCCCCGAUGGACACAAAGACAACGCAGUUGUGGAGUUUAUUGAUAUUGUAGACGCGCCACAACAAGAAUAUAUUACUAAUAGAGGGGAUUGUGGAGUAUUCGUAAGCAUGUAUAUGGAAAUGACUGCUUCGGAGGUACCGGUGAAGAGUGAUAAGCCAUGUAGAGAUGCGGGAUUUCUCUACAGAAAUAGGAUGACAAAUAUUAUUUGGGAUACUAAAUAACUUGAUGUUUGGAAGUUUGUAUACAUUAUUAUGAAAUACUUGUUAUUAGU
This is a messenger RNA of Lactuca virosa, 1013 nucleotides long. The record is from the annotation of a GenBank genome assembly. Lineage: Eukaryota; Viridiplantae; Streptophyta; Magnoliopsida; Asterales; Asteraceae.